CGAUCUUUCGCCAUUUCCGGUCCUAAAUCCGGCCGGUCAACACACACACGACUGCGGGACCCAAAGCUCGGAACCCUUUUCUUGGUCGGCUUACACACGUUACCCGUACAUCAACAAUCUAUUCUAUACAACCAACACCCACCGGAGAGACAGAUUUCGAUUUCCAAUCUCUCUCUAGCUGGACCAGAUGCACAUCACAAGAUUUCAACAAGAAACCCUAGAUCAAUGCCGAGACCUGGACCAUCCACGACAAUAGUCAUACCCAAUUUCAUAGACCCUACCCAUGGCCAAACAGUCAUCUUCAACAUUCUUCUUCCAGAAGAAAACGCGGUGGCUUUUGCUACUCUUGGCCAUGUUAUCCGUCUCUACGGCGGUGGCGUUUAUUAUCAGGGCCGCUUAUGAUUCUUCAUGUGAUCGUCACCUCUUCGAUGUCCCUGCUGUUGGUAAACGCUUUCAAUCGACGGCCAAACCCAAGGCGCCGCCUCCGAUUCAGGUUAAAGUAGCUAGUCCCCUCAGUUUUAUGAAGUCCAGGCUUGUUCUUCUCGUCUCUCAUGAACUAUCUCUUUCAGGUGGUCCAUUGCUUUUAAUGGAACUAGCAUUUCUAUUAAGAGGUGUUGGUGCUGAGGUUUGUUGGAUAACGAUCCAAAAGCCACCCGGAAAAGAUGAGGUGAUAUACAGUUUGGAGAACAAGAUGUUGGAUCGUGGAGUACAGGUCUUCUCUGCUAAGGGUCAAGAAGCUAUAGAUACUGCAAUAAAAGCCGAUUUGGUUGUUCUAAACACUGCUGUUGCUGGAAAAUGGCUGGACGCUGUUCUGAAUAAAGAUGUUCCUCGAGUACUGCCAAAGGUGUUAUGGUGGAUUCAUGAAAUGCGAGGGCAUUACUUCAAACUGGAUUACGUGAAGCACUUGCCAAUGGUUGCUGGGUCUAUGAUCGAUUCCUAUGUAACAGCCGAAUAUUGGAAGAAUAGGACUCAAGAACGCUUAAAGAUUCAGAUGCCAGAAACGUACGUUGUUCACCUUGGCAACAGCAAAGAACUUAUGGACGUUGCUGAAGAUAGUGUGGCGAAAAGGGUUUUGAGGGAGCAUGUUAGAGAGUCCCUUGGAGUGCGUAACGAAGAUAUACUCUUUGCUGCCAUAAAUAGUGUUUCCCGUGGAAAAGGUCAAGAUCUAUUUUUACGCUCAUUUUAUGAGAGCUUACAGUUGAUUCAAGAAAAGAAGCUACAAGUGCCAUCGAUACGUGCAGUAAUUGUAGGCAGUGAUAUGAGUGUCCAGACUAAGUUUGAAACAGAACUGCGGAACUUCGUGGCACAGAAGAAAAUCCAACAUCGCGUUCAUUUUGUCAAUAAAACUCUAACUGUAGCUCCUUAUCUUGCAGCAAUCGAUGUUCUAGUCCAGAAUUCUCAGGGGCGGGGAGAGUGUUUUGGGAGGAUAACAAUCGAAGCAAUGGCAUUCCAACUUCCUGUACUGGGAACAUCAGCCGGAGGCACUGCAGAGAUUGUGGUGAAUGGAUCAACGGGUUUUCUGCAUCCUGCCGGCAAAGAAGGGGUGAGUCCGCUUGCAAAGAACAUGGUGAAACUGGCGACACACGUGGAGAGAAGGCUAACGAUGGGGAAGAGAGGGUAUGAAAGGGUGAAAGAAAGGUUUCUAGAAUAUCAUAUGGCAGAUAGAAUUGCUGGUGUUCUCAAGGAAGUACUGCACAAGGCAAAAGGCCACCAUUAAUCACCUUCAGAGCUAGAAUUUCUCUGUAUAUUGGAUUAUGAUUAUAGUGAGGGAGGAUGGUAUAUGUUUGUUUCUAGAGAUGGAUCAUUAUGUUGUUGGUAGAAAACUAGAAAUGGUAUAUGAAAUUGCAGAUUGUUGUUAA
Molecule: messenger RNA, 1859 nt
Organism: Cynara cardunculus var. scolymus (artichoke)
Lineage: Eukaryota; Viridiplantae; Streptophyta; Magnoliopsida; Asterales; Asteraceae
Exons: 7
Coding region: 284-1717 (477 amino acids)
Molecular function (GO): glycosyltransferase activity
Source: RefSeq, a predicted model, not a curated record